Capsicum annuum is the source of this 957-nucleotide messenger RNA. Its product is annotated as disease resistance protein Roq1-like. The transcript has 3 exons. The record is from RefSeq and is a predicted model, not a curated record. Gene Ontology annotation, biological process: defense response. Lineage: Eukaryota; Viridiplantae; Streptophyta; Magnoliopsida; Solanales; Solanaceae. The annotation marks the transcript as partial. Gene Ontology annotation, molecular function: ADP binding.
AUGUAUGAAGUCCAACUAUUAUCCGAGGACGAAGCACUUGAGUUGUUCAGCAGGCAUGCUUUUAGAGAAAAAACACCAAAAGAAGAUUUUAUGGAACUUUCAAGACAAGUGGUGGAGUAUGCCGGUGGACUCCCUUUAGCUCUUAAAGUUUUGGGUUCUUCUGUUUACGGACGUAACAAAGGGCUGUGGAGAGACAUAAUUGCUAGACUGAAGGAGAUCCCUAAUGAUGACAUUCUAGGAAAACUUAAGAUUGGUCUUGACGGAUUGAAAAAAGACGAGAUGAGGAUAUUUCUAGAUAUCGCAAGCUUGUACAACGAUAGACCAGUAUAUGUUGUGGAACAAAUACUUAAGAGUUGUGGUAUUCACAUGGUAGGAAUAAGCCGCCUCAUCGAAAAAUCUCUCUUAUCCGUCAGUAGCUAUGAGUACAACUACUUUAAUAUGCAUAAUUUGAUAAGAGAAAUCGGUGAAAAUGUGUUGAGAGAAGAGUACAGAAACAGCAGAAUAUGGCUUCCUAAGGAGGUUCAUGACCUUUUCGCUGGAAAGUUGAAAACAAAAAAGGUGGAAAGGCUACGGAUUCCAAAAGGUUAUCGUUUUGAAGAUGAUCAUGUAAAUUAUGGCAAGGUAUUCAAGAAGAUGGAAAGCUUACAGGUGCUGAUAUUUGAUAAUCAAACCAUUUGCUCAGAAGGCAUUAUCACUUGUCUUGCUUCUAGCCUGCGGUGGAUUGAAUGGCCGGACUAUCCUUCAAGUUCAUUGCCGGAGGGGUUUGACUCAUCACACCUCGUUGGGCUUUGUUUACAUAGAAGUCGUCUUGUUGAACUUUGGCCAAUACGAAAGAAAUUGAGCAACUUGAAGCAUUUGGAUCUCAGGGACAGCCUCAAGUUAACAAAAACGCCUAAUUUUGGCGAUAUGCCAAUCUUGGAGACACUAAAUUUAUGGCACUGUGAGAAUUUGGAAGAG